Camelus dromedarius (Arabian camel) is the source of this 1912-nucleotide messenger RNA. RefSeq names its product MRN complex interacting protein (gene MRNIP). Lineage: Eukaryota; Metazoa; Chordata; Mammalia; Artiodactyla; Camelidae. Gene Ontology annotation, molecular function: chromatin binding. Gene Ontology annotation, biological process: mitotic G2 DNA damage checkpoint signaling. Bases 47 to 931 code for a protein of 294 amino acids. Gene Ontology annotation, cellular component: nucleus. The record is from RefSeq and is a predicted model, not a curated record. The transcript is spliced from 8 exons.
GGCUGACAGGGCAGCGGAGCGCACGCGCCGCGCGCUGGUGGCCGUAAUGGCGCCUCCUCAGCAGGCGCGGGUCCUUCGGUGUUGCAGCUGCCGCCUCUUCCAGGCUCACCAGGUGAAAAAAAGUCUCAAAUGGACAUGCAAAGCUUGUGGGGAGAAGCAGUCAUUUUUGCGGCCGCUGAAGGGGCAAGAGCAUGGAGGCGAUACCCAGGAGGGCUCUGGAAGCGACUCACGUUCCGCUGGAGGGAACCUGGUCUCGUGGCCACACCUGACUGAAAGGAAGACUAGAAAAUGUAGUGUAGUUUGUUUCCAGGCUUACAGCGAGGGCUCUGGUGCAGACUGUAGACGCCAUGUCCAAAAGUUAAAUCUGCUUCAGGGACAGAUUUCAGAGACGUCACUCAGGUCUCUGGAGGAAUCCGUAAGUGCCAACGAGGAGGAAAGCACAGGUCCUGGGUGGGCUGUGCACGCGGGUCUGCAGGAAAAACCCCAGCCCUCAAAGAACCGCUGGCUGAAGUAUCUGGAAAGGGACUCCGAAGAGCCGGGGCCAGGAGGAGGAGCGUGUUCCAACAGACAGCCCUCACCCGAGACAGAGAAGCCAGAGCCUCCCCGCCGCACAGGCCUGCCUAGGAAAAGGAAGUGGAGCCAGAGCGCGGUCCAGCCUCCGUGCAGCCCUGAUGUGCAGGACUUCAGAAACCGUGGCGUCACCUUGGAGCCCCUGAAGGUGGGCUCCUGUGCACCUGGGGCACCCCCUUUGCCCCAGGCCUGCUCCAGACCCCACCACACCUUCAAGACCGAAGAAUGCUGGCCUUGCUUUACAGUCAUGGGAGCCACGAGCACCCAGCAGAGGAAGCCCGCCACCCCCUGCACAGGCCAGGGCCAGCCUGGCCAGCUUCAGACACGAGCGCAGGGCUCCAGCUCAGAGCCAGGCGGCUGAGGCCAGACCUUGGUGUUGCUGCCAGCUAGCGGCGUGACCCCGGGUAAGGUCGUGGCCCUGAAUCUCCCAAGUGUGGAAGGGCGAGAGUGACAGUUCCCGAUGCGCAGUCCCUGGGCUGAACCUUCUACCUGCAUCCUGUCUAAUGCUCGCCUCAGGCCUGUCCCGUUUUGAAGGUGAGGGACUAAGGCUGGCGAAGGUUCUGUGAGGUCACAGCAGGUCAGGGGCAGAGCUGGCAGUCCUGCCACUAACUGCUGGCCACAGAGCCUCUUCUGUGUGCCUGCGGUGGUGAUGCAGGAUCCCGCUCGUCCUUGCUUUUAGACUCUUUCGUAGGCAAUGAAACCCAAUUUUCAGCACAUCUUUGGUUCCUGAGGUAGAAGGAAGCCAGGCCCAAGCGCCACUGUCAUAUCCCACGGGACCCUGUGCAGCCACUUCACAGCCCAAAACCUUCAACAUGCUUCUAGAGACCGUCCCACCCACCUGGAGAUGAGCACGCGGUCUUCCCAGGCGGUCUCUGGGCCGCCCCUGCUCGCACUUCAGGGGCUCCCUCACUGGACUCUGUGGUCCCCUUGAGAUCUAAUCACAUGAGGACACCUCCCCUUUUUGGAAAGCCUAUCAUGGAAUUUGGCAGAGGUUUGGAGGUAGAGGGCGUUUAUUUGCUCUGCUUUGCUAAACCUCAAAAAGCAUGUCCCUAGCCUGCCAGCCCAGACUAGCAGAGCAGAGCAGAAAGCGUCGAGCCCAGACGUGGUGACAACCACUAGUGCAGGCCCCUCCCCUGCCCCUCAGGCCUCUGGGCACAUGUUCUGAGUGGAGAACGGGGCCAUCGUAUUUCCACCACAGGACUGCACUGGCCUGGCAGGGAAGGUCGAAGGAGGACGCAGCCAUGAGGACAGGGGCAUCAGGGAGCUCGUCGUUCCUUGGGGGGAGCCACCACGUCCUGCCCAGCAGGUCAGGGCCACAUCUUCCAAGUGGGAACCAUUUCUU